Molecule: messenger RNA, 3927 nt
Organism: Glycine soja
Lineage: Eukaryota; Viridiplantae; Streptophyta; Magnoliopsida; Fabales; Fabaceae
Product: protein LONGIFOLIA 1-like
Exons: 5
Coding region: 684-3605 (973 amino acids)
Biological process (GO): regulation of monopolar cell growth
Source: RefSeq, a predicted model, not a curated record
UUCAACAUUUGCCUCACAUAUAUAAUAAUUACAACACCUCAACGCCUCUCUAACCCAACACACAGCGCACACUGGCCUCUGCACCUGCUGAGAUAAUAACAAAAGACAAAAGCAAUCCUUUCAUUCUGUGGGCAAACCCAGAGAAAAUUAACAAGACAUUUCUCUCUUCUUGGGCUGCUCAAUUUUUUUUUUUUCUCUCUUCAGUUUGUGCAUUGUUAGUCAACAAUAGAAGGUGGAUGCUAGUGGUAGUAGCACCUUGUGAUUCCUUUGUUUGCACUUCUCUUUUGUUCCUUCUGUUUCUGCAGUAGAUAAUAAUAUUCUCUCCACCGCAUCUCAUUCUUCUCUCUUUGAUUCUUUCCAAGGAGAUUCUCUUUUGUUCACACAUGCACACACAUGUAACACAAAAUAACCUCCAAAAGAAAUUUUCAUGACCAAGUCUUCAUAUUCCAGCACAUAACAUGCAAAUUCUUGUCACUAUAUUUUGUUUUGAAACUUUAAAUUCUUGUGGCCAGGUCUUGUUCUGACUCUGAGUCACCUUGACAAUUCAAAUUCUUAUAUUUUGCCUCCAUUGAAUCCUAAAAACAGAAGAUCUCUCUCUUCCUAGGGACAUGGUUCUUGUUGUUUUUGCUUAACAAUUCAAAGCCUUUUUGGACUCUACAAAGUUGAAGCUUGAGGAAGCAAAAAUGUCUGGAAAGGCUUUGAAAUCCUUGAAGGAUGAAAACCCAGAUUUGCAGAAGCAAAUUGGGUGCAUCACUGGAUUUUUUCAGCUCUUUGACCGCCACCGUUUCCUCACAGGCCAACGCUCUGCCACCUACGUUCAGCACAGGCCUACUUCAGGUGGAAGCAGUAAUGAAAUCAAAGAGCUCAAUGGUACAAAGCAGGAAGCUAAGGCAAAGAAUCUGAAGACUGCUAGAGAAAAGCAACAAUUCUCCACAGAAUCAUCCAUAACUUCUUUUUCUUCAUCAUCUUGUUCAUCUAGCAUGUCAUCCCAUGAGUUUAACAAAACAAUUCAGAUACAAUCACCGUCAAGAAAUCGAAUCAGAAUUCCAGAAAACACAAAUUCAAAAGCAGCAAAGAAGCAACCUGAUACCCCGCACCAGCAAUCCCUCCAUUUCCAUCAUAUUGUCAACGACUCAAUGCAUAAAGAAACUCAAGGAUUGUCUGUGAAAAUUGGGGCUAAAGAGGAAAAGAAGGGUCAGACUAAUGCCUUGAAACACAUUGAUUCCCCCCGGCCUUUGCAGUCACACAAAUAUGUGAAUGCAGGAGUUACAGUUGCCAGUGAACCUUUACAUACUAUUGCAAAGUCUAAGAAAAAACCUUGGGACUCACCACGGCUCUCUUAUGAUGAAACAUUCAAAUCUGCCACAAAGCACAAGGAACUUCCAAGACUUUCUUUGGACAGCAGAGAAGGGUCCAAUAGAGGUUUCAAUGAAGGAAACAAGUCUCACAACCAGUUGAAGGGUUCACCGAGAGGGUACGGGAGAAACUCCAGCACAAUGAUUAACCAUCUGCAAGAACAAGAAACUUCCAAAAGGUCUUCCAGUGUUGUAGCUAAGUUGAUGGGACUUGAAGCCCUCCCUGAGUGUACACAAACUUGUGGGAGUCCAAUGGGAACUUCUAGUUGUUCUUCCAAAAAGAAUGAGCUCUUGGCAAGAUCUAGUACAAGUGAUGAAAAGCAACACCAAAGAUUCAGCUUGCCUCAGUCUAGAAGGGCUGAUUUAAUCGCAAAUGUGACACCGUGUUCACGGUUUGCACUAGAACCAACUCCAUGGAGGCAACCUGAUGAAAGCCAAAGCUCUCCAUUACAAGCUUCCAAGGGAAGUGAAUCUGAUAUAAAAGCCUCAAAGUCCUCUCUCACUGUGUACGGGGAAAUUGAGAAAAGGGUGGCAGAACUUGAGUUCAAAAAGUCUGGAAAGGAUCUCAGAGCCCUUAAACAGAUUCUUGAAGCAAUGCAGAGACAUAAGGAUUCAGUAGACAUUUCUAGAGACCAUGCUUCAAAUUCUCCAUCUGACAAUAGGAAUUGUACUAAUCUCAAUGAAAGCUCGAAAUCUCAGAGCCCAAGAGUACGACAAAAAGAUCCGGCAUCUGUCACGGUUGAGAUGUCAAAUUCAACCCGGGUUAGUAAAUUGCCAAUCGUCAUCAUGAAACCUUCAAAAGUUACUAGGAAACCAAAUAAUCCUUCCUCUACAGAAAUAUCAAUUCAUGCUAAAUCUGGUCCCAGCAAGUGUUCCCCUAGUAAUCCCACAAAUGGAAGAUUGGUUGACAGGCAAACUACUAUAGGUAUCAGUUCGACAACAAAAAAUAUCAAGGAUCCUUUUGGACAACAAGUUCUUUCAUCUGAUAAAAACAACAUGAGAACUUCAAAGUUGAUGCAAUCCUUGAAAGUUUCUCAAGACAACACUGGAGAAUGCACCACCAACUCUGGUUAUACAACCGUGACUGGCAGCCCCAGACUACAAAAGAAGUUUGGUUUGGAGAGGUGUUCGCAACCAACCAGUCCAUCAUCAGAUUCCAGAAUUAACAGAAGAGGGCAUGAUAGGCAACCUGUGGAAUUGUCUUCUCCAAGUACAACACCAAGACAUAAGUUCUCCACUUUGCAGCAAAGAAAUGAACGUUUCACUGAAAUCAGCUGUCACUUGAGGGAUUUUAAGCAUCAUGUUAACAUCAUUUCGGAUUUUGACAACAAAAGCAGCUCGGCCAGUCAUAGUGACAUUGAAGUCAUUCGCAUUGAUCAAUCUAGAAAGAUCAUUAGCUCCUCCAUCCAGCUGAGUGGCAUGAACCAAAACAAUGCAUUUGAAGAGUUGAGGAAGGCGGAGACAAUGAUUACUGCAGAACAACCAAGCCCUGUGUCUGUUCUUGAUGCUGCAUUCUAUAGGGAUGACCCACCAUCUCCAGUGAAAAAGAAAUCAGACAUCUCAAAAAAUUUAGGUGAAGCUCUAAGCACUGAUGAGGAUAGUGAAGAGAGCUCAGUGGAUCUACUUCAAGAAAUUGAGUGGAUUGAUGAGAAACUCAUCAAUUUCAAUAACACUAGGGAUCCUGACCAUAAGUAUAUAGCAGAAAUACUGUUAGCAUCAGGUCUGCUCAGUGGCCACAGCUAUAGCCAGAUAUUCCAUUCGCCGGGUCAUUUGGUUGAUCCAAAGUUGUUCUUUGCACUUGAACAAAUGAAGACAAAGAUGCAUUUUAACAUUAAAGACAGUGCCAAGAAGAUUCGUAGGAUUAUUAACCCUGAGAAAAUGCAAAGGAAACUCAUAUUUGAUGUUGUCAAUGACAUUUUAGUUCAAAAGCUGAUAUUGGAUAAUUCUUCUGCAUUGUGGUGCCAACCAAAUGAGUUAGCAGGCACAACACUAAAAGGGAAGCAGCUUUUGGAUGAGCUAUGCACAGAAAUUGAUCAGUUGCAACCUCAAAAUAGGAAUUUCAGUUUAGUUCAUGAGGAUGAGAAUUUGAAGCAUCACCAUGCAAUUUGGACUAAUUGCUGCAAUGAGAUGCCAAAUAUUGUGUUGGAUAUUGAACGUUUGAUCUUUAAAGAUUUGAUAACUGAGGUUGUGAGAGGUGAAGUAGCAAACCAUUCUGGUAGACAUUGCAGGCAACUGGUGUUUUACAAUUAGGAAUUUUGGCUAAGCUGCCAAAGCAGUUUGAGGGAAGAAAGUAUAUCUAGUUCUAGGCUUUCAUAUUUCACCCUUCUAAUCUAGCUGCACAUGAUAUAGUUUGAUGGGUGGUAAUAAGCUGUUUAAUUGGCAGGUUCACAUGUUUUGUAUAAAUUAUUGCACAUUUAUGCUUUUCUUUGUUGUCUUUCUUCAUGUAUUUAUACUAAAGUUUAUAAAUACAUGAAUAAAUACAUCGAUAGACUAUGAUUAUGUAUGGUAAGGCAUUUUAGUUUUUUUUACCAACUAAAAGAUUCAUUUGAUUGUUCGGUAAAUAAAUAUUUUU